Molecule: messenger RNA, 1167 nt
Organism: Conger conger (European conger)
Lineage: Eukaryota; Metazoa; Chordata; Actinopteri; Anguilliformes; Congridae
Gene: fam81b
Product: family with sequence similarity 81 member B
Exons: 8
Coding region: 1-1077 (358 amino acids)
Source: RefSeq, a predicted model, not a curated record
AUGGCGCACGAGACAACCAUGCAGCUUAGUAAACCCGACCCUCACAAGUCUGAUUUCCUGGAGGGCAGACUGACCAAUCAGGAGCGCACCAUGACCACCUUGCUGGAGCAGGCCUUCCGCGUGAAGGAGGAGGUUAUCGCCAACCUGCGCGCCACCCAGGACUCUGUCCAAUCAGAGGCUCUGUCCCACAGGCUCCUGGAGAAUCACAUCCAGACCAUCACACAGAUCGUGAAGCAGCUCAGCAAAGAUAUCGAGGUAUUGGAGACCCAGAUCAUCCAGAGGGACAGCAUCACCUCAGGGACCAGUUUUGCUGUGCAGAGCCUGGACCACAAGAACCUGGCAGGGAUAGGGGACCUCCGGGGCAGGGUUGCCAGGUGUGACGCGAGUAUUGCCAAGCUGUCCGGGGACGUGAACGCUCGGGGCUCAGAGGUCCACAAACUCCAGCGGGAGGUCCUGGAGGUCCGGGCGGGGGUGGAGGUCCAGCUGAAGGAGACAGAGCUACAGCUGUCGAAGGUGGAGCGGAGGCUGGAGGCCUUGCUGUUGGAGCACAGCGGCAGACUGAGUAAGACCUACGGAGACCUGCAGAAGGAGGCACAGCUCCUCAGCGCCACGACGGCCGGUGGUCUGAAGGAGCUGGGCGACAGGGUGGACAGGCUGCAGGAGUGGACAGGGCAGCAGCUGCGCAGCUCUGCGCAGACACAAGUGCAGGGGGGACAGCAGCUGAGCUCCCAGCUGCAGAACAGGAUGGAGGAGGUGGAGAGGAGGCUACAGGAGCAGGUUGAGCGGCUGUUUGUCCGGGUGGAGAAAGCAGAGGGAAAGCUGGAGAAGGAGCACAAGAUCGACAAGGUGAAGCGCUCUGAGGACAAAAUGGUCGCCCGCAUCGCCGCCCUGGAGAAGAGGCUGUGGGAGGAGCUGGACCUCAUCAGGAAUGAGUACCACUCCGGGUUCCAGUCCAUCCACGACGCCAUGGGCUCCCUCAGGCAGAUCGGAGACACCAAGGCCCGCAUAGAUAAGGAGCACCUGCAGAAGGACAUCAAAAAGAUCCGGAGGAAGGUGGUGGCCCUGCAAGACCCGUGAGGCUUGGCCCCGAUCCAUGCGGCCCUGCAGACCAGACGCUGGACGCACGGUCGUAAGGUCUGGCCCCAGGGCCUGCCAGGUAGAGGCAGC